Molecule: messenger RNA, 2400 nt
Organism: Gavialis gangeticus (Gharial)
Lineage: Eukaryota; Metazoa; Chordata; Crocodylia; Gavialidae
Gene: DMRT3
Product: doublesex and mab-3 related transcription factor 3
Exons: 4
Coding region: 1-1491 (496 amino acids)
Biological process (GO): male sex differentiation; regulation of transcription by RNA polymerase II
Cellular component (GO): nucleus
Molecular function (GO): protein binding; RNA polymerase II cis-regulatory region sequence-specific DNA binding; DNA-binding transcription factor activity, RNA polymerase II-specific
Source: RefSeq, a predicted model, not a curated record
AUGUCGAGCCGCGUUGCAGAUUUGCCCGAUCGCCUCGAUAGAGCGAGCAAUUUUGGACGGAUCCGCUUAAACCACCCCCCUUUCCCGCUCUGCCUGGAUUGCACUCAUCAUCCUCGGUUCCCGGGCCUGCAUUUCCUCAACGAAAAAAAAAGUAGCCCAAAUUCCCACAAGCAUCGGUUCCGCGCACUUCCCACCAUGCCACGUUUCCUAGCAGGUGACAGCGGCUACGGCUCGCCCUACCUGUACAUGGGCGGCCCCGUGUCGCAGCCGCCGCGGGCGCCCCUGCAGCGCACGCCCAAGUGCGCGCGGUGCCGCAACCACGGCGUGCUCAGCUGGCUCAAGGGCCACAAGCGCUACUGCCGCUUCAAGGACUGCACCUGCGAGAAGUGCAUCCUCAUCAUCGAGCGGCAGCGGGUCAUGGCGGCGCAGGUGGCGCUGCGGCGGCAGCAGGCCAACGAGAGCCUCGAGAGCCACGUCCCCGACUCCCUGCGCGCCCUGCCCGGCGCCCCGCCGCCGCCCAAAGCAGAUGUGAGUGAGGAACGCUUGGGGGACACGAGCGGAACAGACAAUGCUGAAACCUACAGUGACAAAGACACGGACCAAAGGAGUUCCCCAGAUGCGACAAAAGCCAAAAGCUGCUUCACUCCUGAGAGCCCUGAAACAGUGUCAGUAGAUGAAGGAGGUUAUGCAGUACAGAAAAACGGUGGCAGCACAGAGAGCAGGCCAGACAGUCCCAAAUAUCACGCAGAACAGAAUCAUCUCCUGAUAGAAGGUCCAUCGGGGACAGUUUCUCUGCCUUUCAGUUUGAAGGCCAACAGACCUCCACUUGAAGUGUUAAAAAAAAUCUUCCCCAACCAAAAGCCAACUGUGCUUGAAUUAAUCUUGAAGGGCUGUGGGGGCGAUCUGGUGAGUGCUGUUGAAGUCCUUUUGUCCAGCCGAUCGUCAGUAGCCAGUGGGGACAGAACUUCUGCGGAAUCUGACGGUCUUGUUUUGCCUUCCAACGGGCACAUUUUUGAACACACACUGAGUUCGUAUCCUAUUUCCUCUUCCAAGUGGUCUGUAGGAUCAGCCUUUAGAGUUCCAGACACACUGAGAUUUUCCACUGAUUCUAGUAAUGUUGUGCCAAAUCCUUUGGCUGUACCUUUACAGCACCCUUUCCCACAACCACCCCGAUACCCACUGAUGUUGAGGAAUACUUUGGCAAGAAACCAGUCCAGUCCUUUUCUACCUAAUGAUGUCACUUUGUGGAACACCAUGACACUGCAGCAGCAGUACCAGCUGAGGUCCCAGUACGUCAGCCCUUUCUCUAGUAAUUCUACCAGUGUCUUCCGAAGUUCGCCUGUCCUUCCUUCACGCUCAUCAGAAGAUCCUAGGAUUUCAAUCCCUGAUGAUGGAUGUCCAAUUGUGUCUAAACAGCCUAUUUAUACAGAAGAUGACUAUGACGAAAGAUCUGAUUCUUCAGACUCUAGAAUACUCAAUACAUCAUCUUAGAAUGACAGUCGAUAUGUGAUAACUAAAUGAUAUUUGCAAAGCAGCUGAACUACUGGGCAUCAAGAAGAGGGAGGCGUUCCCUAUGAACUUCUUGCAAUUAAAUAAAGAAGACUUUGCUUGGUAUUGUACUUUAGCAAUAAAGACAUAACUUAUUUAAUUUCUUGCACUUCACUGGAUAAUGCCAAAUAGCUAUACUUUAGUGCUGAAUGUUCAUUACAAAGGAAGACUCUUAUGCUAAGAAUAGUUGUGGGACUAUGGAACAUCUAUAAUGGAAUCUAAAACUGAUGGUCUGCCUUGCUCCUUAACUCAGACAACUGGGAAUGUUAAAAUAGAAUACUUGAAUGCUGUUUUAUAAGAGAGGAUUCCUCAGGACACAAGAAAUCAAACAAAAGUAGUUCAGUUGCAAAUGGACUAAAACAGGGACCUUAUAUUCCUAUGACAAUAAUCAUCCGUGCAUUCAAAAAGACUUACUGCACAUGAGAUUAGUGUGAACUGCUUCUGUGCUGUUUAAGCUUGGACACUUUUUAGAGAGAAAUAAUAUUAAGAAUUAUUCUUUUCACAUGAAUAGGUCAAAACGUGUAAUGUCAGUGUAAAACCAAUUACAGCUGUGAAUUGCAUGAAAUGUAUUGUGAAAUGAACACAAGAUUAAACAUUGUCAGGUUAAUGUAGCAUGCUAAGGACUCUAGAAAAAUAAACUAAGAAGAUUAUCUUGGUUUGUCAUUCAUACUUGGGAAAAGAACCUUUCUGAAGAUAGAAGGCCAGAUACUUUGCUGGCAUAAAUGUGUCUAGCUUCAUCAAUGCCAGGGGAAGUAGGCCAUUUUGUACAUGUGGAGGAUCUCACCCGUUAUGUUGAAGCCAGUGAAUGAAUAUGACAAUGAAUAAAAAUCUAUAAAGGUGUUGUGUCUUGAA